Molecule: messenger RNA, 1362 nt
Organism: Penaeus monodon (black tiger shrimp)
Lineage: Eukaryota; Metazoa; Arthropoda; Malacostraca; Decapoda; Penaeidae
Product: mucin-2-like
Exons: 5
Coding region: 1-1362 (453 amino acids)
Source: RefSeq, a predicted model, not a curated record
AUGUGGCUUAUACAUACUACUGUGUUUGUUGCCCUGACUGCAGUGUAUGCGGAAGCAGUGGGGUCCAGUACCACAAUUGCUGGCAGUACGACCGCUGUGGCUAAAACCACAACCACCUCUGCUGCAACCACCGCCGACACGACGACAUCUUUGGCUAAAACCACCUCUGCUACAACCACCGCCGACACGCCUACACCUGUAGAUACAACCACAGCUGACACGACGACCCCUGUGGCUACAACCACAGAUGAGACGACAACCCCUAUAGCUACAACCACAGUUGAAACGACGACCCCUGUGGCUACAAGCACAACCGACACCACGACUCCUGUGGCUACAACCACCGCCGACACCACGACCCCUGUGGCUACAACCAUAGCCACCACGACGACCCCUGUGGCAACAACCACCUCUGCUACAACCACAGCCAACACGACGACCCCUGUGGCUACAACCACCGCCGACACGACGACCCUUGUGGCUACAACCACCGUCGAUACGACGACCCCUGUGGCUACAACCAUCGCCGACACCACGACCCCUGUGGUUACAACCACCGCCGACACCACGACCCCUGUGGUUACAACCACCGCCGACACCACGACCCCUGUGGCUACAACCACCGCCGACACCACGACCCCUGUGGCUACCCGAUACCACGACCCCUGUGGCUACAACCACCGUCGAAACUACGACCCCUGUGGCUACAACCACCGCCGACACUACGACCCCUUUGAGACGACGACCCCUGAGGUUACAACCACAACCGACACCACGACCCCUGUGGCUACAACCACAGUUGAGACCACGACCCCUGAGGCUACAACCACAGUCGACACCACGACCCCUACGACGACCCCUGUGGCUACAACCACAGCCACAACCACCUCUGCUACAACCACCGCCGACAUCACGACUCUUGAGGCUACAACCACAGCCGACACGACGACCCCUGUGGCUUCAACCACAGUUCAAACGACGACCCCUAUGGCUACAACCACCGCCGACACGACGACCCCUGUGGCUACAACCACAGUUGAAACGACGACCCCUGUGGCAACAACCACAGUUAGAGCCACGACCCCUGUGACUACAACCACAGCCGACACGACGACCCCUGUGGCUUCAACCACAGUUCAAACGACGACCCCUAUGGCUAAAACCACAGCCGACACCACGACCCCUGUGGCUACAACCAUCGCCGACACGACGACCCCUGUAGCUACAACCACAGUUGAAACGACGACCCCUGUAGCUACAACCACAGCCGACACCACGACCCCUCUACAACCACCCGACACACACCCCUGUGGCUACAACCCCGGCCGACACGACGACCCCUGUGGCUACAACCACAGUUGA